AGGCUUCCAAUCGUCCAGGCAGACGACCAAUUCAUUCGCUCGCCACGGUCCACGGCGCUUCCGUCCCUCCCUUCGCCUCCGCAGAAUCGUGGGCGAAAUCCCACAUCGCCGGAGCCGAUCGCGCCGUGCAGGCGCUGGGGUUUAGGGUUAGGCUUGGAGUUUCUGGAAAUGGAAGCCUCCGAUUCCGGCGGGGGCGGCGCCGGGGAUGUCGUCGGGGAGCCCGUGUGGGACUGGGGCAACCUCCUCGACUUCGUUGUCCAGGAUGACGACUCCCUGGUCCUCCCGUGGGACGACGCCGCCGGGAUCGGAGCACCCGAUACCACCGAGGCGGCCGCGGCGCUGCUCCCUACCCCGCCCGCGCAGCCGGUGGAGGUGGGGCCGGAGCCGGAGAUGCGGCCGGUGCUGCCGCCGCCGCUUCUCCAAGUUCAGGGGAUCGGGUGCCGCGUGAGGAAGCGCGACCCGCGGCUGGUCUGCCCGAAUUACCUCGCGGGGAUGGUGCCGUGCGCGUGCCCCGAGGUGGACGAGAUGGCGGCCGCCGUGGAUGCGGAGGACGUGGCCACGGAGUUGCUGGCCGGCGCGCGGAAGAAGAUUAAGGCUGCCGGACGUCGGGGAAAAGCGGGAGCCGUAGGUGGUGGCGGAGUAACAGCAGGAGGAGGAGGUGCAGUAGGGGCUGGCCGUGCGGCGGCAGCAGAGAUGAGGUGCCAGGUUCCUGGGUGUGAGGCGGACAUACGGGAGCUGAAGGGGUAUCACCGCCGGCACCGGGUGUGCCUGCGUUGCGCUCACUCUGCUGCUGUCAUGCUCGAAGGCGUCCAGAAGCGCUACUGCCAGCAGUGCGGCAAGUUCCAUAUAUUGCUAGAUUUUGAUGAAGAUAAAAGGAGUUGCAGAAGAAAGUUGGAGCGGCACAACAAAAGAAGACGAAGAAAACCUGAUUCCAAAGGACUGUUUGAGAAAGAAAUGGAUGCACAAUUGGAUCUGUCAGCAGAUGUUAGUGGUGAUGGUGAACUUAGGGAAGAGAACAUGGAAGGCACAACUAGUGAGAUGCUUGAGACUGUUCUUAGCAACAAGGUUUUGGACACAGAAACACCCGUGAGAUCUGAAGACGUGCUUAGUUCACCAACCUGCACACAACCCAGUUUGCAAAAUGACCAAAGUAAAAGUGCAGUGGCUUUUUCAGCUUCCGUUGAGGCCUGCACUGGUGCAAAGCAGGAAAGUGCAAAACUUAUCAAUUCUCCAAUGCAUGAUACCAAGAGUGUUUAUUCAUCCUCGUGCCCAACAGGACGCAUUUCAUUCAAGUUGUAUGACUGGAAUCCUGCAGAAUUUCCUCGACGCCUACGGCAUCAAAUAUUUGAAUGGCUUGCUAGUAUGCCUGUUGAAUUGGAGGGCUAUAUUCGCCCUGGCUGUACUAUUUUAACCAUAUUUAUUGCAAUGCCACAACAUAUGUGGGACAAGUUAUCAGAUGAUGCAGCCAAUCUUCUUAGAAACUUGGUAAAUUCUCCGAACAGUCUUCUGUUGGGUAAAGGGGCCUUCUUCAUUCAUGUCGAUAAUGUGAUAUUUCAAGUAUUGAAAGAUGGAGCGACAUUGAUGAGUACCAGAUUAGAGGUGCAAGCCCCAAGGAUCCAUUAUGUUUAUCCAACAUGGUUUGAAGCAGGGAGACCUGUUGAACUCCUCCUUUGUGGAAGUUCUCUUGACCAGCCUAAAUUCAGGUCACUUGUGUCAUUUGAUGGGGACUAUUUGAAGCAUGAUUGUUUCCGUUUAACGUCUCAUGAUGCGUUUGAUUGUGUUGAAAAUUGUGGUCUUACACUUGAUUCUCAACAUGAAAUUUUCCAGAUAAACAUCACUCAAUCAAGACAGGAUACUCAUGGACCUGCAUUUGUGGAAGUAGAAAACAUUUUUGGAUUAUCAAAUUUUGUUCCUAUUCUUUUUGGUAGCAAGCAGCUAUGUUCUGAACUAGAGAGGAUACAGGAUGCUCUUUGUGGUUCUUCCUACAAGAACAAUGGUGUAUCUGGAGAGUUCCCUGGUGCUUCUUCUGACCCUUGUGAGCGCCGGAAACUUCAAAACACUGCUAUGUCUAGAUUCCUUAUAGACAUUGGAUGGCUUAUAAGGAAGCCUUCUCCUGACGAAUUUAAAAAUGUACUGAGUUUAACAAAUAUCCAGAGAUGGAUAUACAUGUUGAAGUUCUUGAUACAGAAUGAUUUUAUCAAUGUUCUGGAAAUAAUUGUGAAGUCAAUGGACAACAUCAUAGGCUCUGAGAUUCUUUCUAACUUGGAAAGGGGGAGGUUGGAAGAUCACGUUACAGCAUUUCUUGGAUAUGUAAGCCAUGCUCGGAACAUUGUUGAUCAUAGAUCUAAACAUGGCGAGAAAGCACAGCUUGAAACAAUAUGUGUUAUUGAUAAUUUUCCAAACCAGCCAAGCUUAGGCACUUCUGUGCCACUUGCCAAGGAAAAUACUAGCCUUGGUGGUGAUUAUGAUUUGAACUCAACUAAUGCGGUUUUCAAUGAGGAAGAAACUGUGCCACUUGUGACUAAAAAGGUCUCACACAGGCAGUGCUGCCACCCUGAUAUGAAUACUAGGUGGCUUAAACCCUCGCUGGUCGUUACAUUUCCAGCCGGUGCCAUGAGAAUGCAACUUGUUACGACUGUGUUAGUUGCUGCUGUGUUGUGUUUCACAGCUUGUGUUGUCCUUUUCCACCCACACAGAGUAGGGGAGCUUGCAGCUCCAGUAAAGAGGUACUUGUCUAGGGACUCGACAUCAUAGUUGAUGUUAGAUCAGUUCUUUUCCCCUCAUCCGGUUGCUUUCCCCUGUAUCAUAUGUGCAUUGUUAAGUAGAUGCAUAGUUUGUGCUUCUGAUGAAAAUCUGGAAGAGGGCCAACGUGCUGGUGCUUUUCCAAUUGGUUCAAACUUGCAUGUUUUUUCUUUUGGUCAGAAAUUCUAAGAACAGAUGUCAGAAGUCCUGACCUGCUAGUGCCCGAGUAUGUAACUGUUUAAAUGGUGUUCAGUGGAUAGAAAAUAGCUGUCGUAUUGCUGCAAAAACUGGGCUUCACUUGUGCGAUUCAGUCUUGUGGCAUUACUUGACAACUGGAAAUCCGUCUUUUUGGAGGAUGACUGUUGAAUCCAACCUCAACACUUGAUUCUGGCAAAAUGCCAAUCACCUUA
This is a messenger RNA of Phragmites australis (common reed), 3152 nucleotides long. Its product is annotated as squamosa promoter-binding-like protein 9. Bases 169 to 2754 code for a protein of 861 amino acids. The record is from RefSeq and is a predicted model, not a curated record. NCBI's taxonomy places the organism in Eukaryota, Viridiplantae, Streptophyta, Magnoliopsida, Poales, Poaceae. Gene Ontology annotation, cellular component: nucleus. Gene Ontology annotation, molecular function: DNA binding. The transcript is spliced from 10 exons.